This is a messenger RNA of Soboliphyme baturini, 1064 nucleotides long. NCBI's taxonomy places the organism in Eukaryota, Metazoa, Nematoda, Enoplea, Dioctophymatida, Soboliphymatidae. The record is from the annotation of a GenBank genome assembly.
AUGGUUAUGGUCACUGAUUUGACCCCAACUGAAGACAGUAACAUCUCUGAUCCAGCGCGGGCCUUGUUGGCCAGGCAUGACAUCCAAUGCGCCUUGAGAGAGGUCGUGCAGUCCGCCAAGCGCCCUCGUCUUUGGAUGGAGGUUGAAGCCAGCACCAGUUCCUACAACCCAGCCAGAUGGUCGGAACUGAAAGAGAGCUCUUUAAGCUGUGGAGGAGUCGGAGCGAAUUUGAAGGUGGUUAAGUUGACGAAGGACGGCGAUUUGCCUCUGGGCGCGACCGUCAAGAACAGUGGAGAGGCGAUUGUGAUUGGGCGAAUAGUGCGAGGGGGCGUUGCAGAGAAGUCGAAACUACUUUCAGAAGGGGACGAAAUCAUUGAGGUCAACGGCAUCGAUAUGCGAGGGAAAUCGGUGAACGAGGUUUGCGACCUUCUGGUGAGUAAUUCAUGUCCUCUUCAGUUUCCUUCAAGUACACAGGGACGCUGCUUUAGGAAGCACUUGAGGUCAUUGUUCAACUAUGACCCAGAAGAUGAUCCGUAUCUUCCAUGCCGCGAACUCGGUUUAGGGUUUAGCAAGGGAGAUGUGCUACACGUGAUAUCUGUGAAAGAUCCCAACUGGUGGCAGGCCUACCGAGAAGGAGAAGACAGCACACAGUCGCUCGCUGGACUCAUUCCAUCACCUAGUUUUCAGCUACAGAGGGAAGAGUACAACCGUGAACUCUUUGCGGACGAUAAGGAUAGAGAGUAUAAAACAGGUGGACUUUUGUGCAAAAGCAAGAAGAAGCGAACGAGCUUCAUUCGGGCGCGGAAGAGUGCUUCUGCCGUGGCAAUAGAACGCCAACGCGAAGUGCUAAUCUACGAAGAGGUGUCCUUGUACCUCUCACGGACUGGACGACGACGUCCCAUCGUACUGAUUGGACCUCCUCACGUCGGCUGUCUUGAACUCAGGCAGCGGCUGAUGGAGACCGAAGCGGAGAAGUUCGCCGGAGUGGUUCCGCGUAAGUGCGACAUCUACAUCUUUUGUUCAAUCUCAUUCAAAGCUAGCAUUAUGCUAGUAAACCCAUAAAA